AUGCUCUCCCGCGCCGCCGUCCGUACCACGACCUCUCUGGUCACCAAGCGAGGCUUCCAGACCACCCGCGCCCGCCUCUCCUCGCCGUACCACUACCCCGAGGGCGCCUACAGCAACAUCCCCUUCAACCCCCGCAGCAAGUGGUUCGGCGUUGGCUUCUGGGGCUUCAUGGCCACCGGCUUCUUCGCUCCCUUCGGUAUUUCCGGUGCGUGGUUUCUCUCCCGUGCUCUCCCGGCCGGACGCAUCGAUGCUAACUCGCCGUGCAGUCUGGCAGACCUACAAGCCUACCUAAGUCCGUGGUUAGCGGAUUGGCCUGUGGAUGGAUCGUUGUGUACAUAA
Messenger RNA from Fusarium vanettenii 77-13-4, 339 nucleotides. RefSeq lists its product as uncharacterized. The transcript has 2 exons. The record is from RefSeq and is a predicted model, not a curated record. Bases 1 to 339 code for a protein of 112 amino acids. NCBI's taxonomy places the organism in Eukaryota, Fungi, Ascomycota, Sordariomycetes, Hypocreales, Nectriaceae. Gene Ontology annotation, biological process: mitochondrial electron transport, cytochrome c to oxygen.